Messenger RNA from Strongylus vulgaris, 714 nucleotides. The record is from the annotation of a GenBank genome assembly. Lineage: Eukaryota; Metazoa; Nematoda; Chromadorea; Rhabditida; Strongylidae.
GACUCAUCGAAUGGAUCUUCCACAUAUCAAAUUGAAAUGCUCAAAUAUAUUAAGAAGACAUAUCCUCAUGUCGAUGUUAUAGCUGGAAAUGUAGUUACAAAAACGCAAGCGAAGCUCCUCAUUGAUGCUGGUGCGGAUGCGUUGCGAGUAGGCAUGGGCAGUGGAUCUAUUUGCAUCACACAAGAUAUAAUGGCUGUGGGACGAGCACAGGGCUCCGCGGUCUACGCAGUCUCCUCGUAUGCAAAAACAAGAGGUGUUCCGGUCGUAGCUGAUGGCGGAAUUCGCGACGUUGGCUACAUUACCAAGGCUGUAGCUUUAGGUGCAAGUGCAGUAAUGAUGGGUGGUCUUUUGGCUGCUACUACUGAGGCGCCAGGUGAGUACUUCUGGGGUCCAGGUGGUGUGCGGGUGAAGAAAUACCGUGGUAUGGGUUCAUUGGAUGCCAUGGAAGCACAUGCAUCUAGUCAGGAUCGCUACUUUACAUCGGAUUCGGACCAAAUAAAGGUCGCUCAAGGAGUGUCAGCUACAAUGAAGGACCGUGGUUCUUGUCACAAAUUUUUACCAUACCUUGUACGAGGGGUCCAGCAUGGAUUUCAGGAUAUUGGUGUUCGCUCAUUACAAGAACUCCAUGAAAAAGUAGCUUCCGGUGAAGUGCGUUUUGAACGGCGAUCACCCAAUGCUCAGCUCGAAGGUGGUGUGCAUUCAUUGCACUCGUAA